ACUUACUUUUACACUAGUGGAUGGUGGAGAGUAUCCGGUUAUAUUUAAAACUGGUGAUGAUCUUCGUCAAGAUCAACUUGUCAUUCAAAUCAUUACGCUUAUGGAUAGGCUUUUGAGAAAAGAGAAUUUAGAUCUCAAAUUGACUCCCUAUAAAGUUCUUCCCACUGGUUCAGAUCAUGGUGUGAUGCAAUUUAUCACAUCAUCAUCAUUAGCAAAUGUUUUGAGUGAAUAUAAUGGUAGUUUGCUACAGUUUUUGAAAGCACAUCACCCAGAAGAGAAAGCAGUUGGAACAUACGGAGUCAGUCCUGCUGUAAUGGAUACUUACGUGAAAAGUUGUGCUGGAUACUGUGUUAUUACAUAUUUGCUUGGAGUUGGAGACCGUCACCUGGACAACCUGCUACUUUCUCCUGAUGGCAAUUUAUUCCAUGUAGAUUUUGGAUUUAUCUUGGGACGAGAUCCAAAACCAUUUCCGCCACCUAUGAAAUUAUGUAAAGAAAUGGUGGAAGCAAUGGGUGGCGCAAAUUCAAUUCAUUAUCAGAGAUUUAAAAGCUAUUGUUAUAUAGCGUUUAAUAUUUUGCGCAAAAGCGCAAAUCUAAUUCUUAAUUUGUUAGCGCUAAUGGUUGACGCGAAUAUAACUGAUAUUAAAAUUGAACCUGAUAAAGCAGUUUGGAAAGUUCAAGAGAAAUUUCGAUUAGAUUUAACAGAGGAAGAAGCUAUUAAAUAUUUCCAAAAUUUAAUUAACGAUUCAGUAAGUGCACUAUUUCCGCAAGUUAUUGAAACUAUUCAUAAAUUUGCACAAUAUUGGCGGAGAUAG
This is a messenger RNA of Dentiscutata heterogama, 814 nucleotides long. The record is from the annotation of a GenBank genome assembly. Lineage: Eukaryota; Fungi; Glomeromycota; Glomeromycetes; Diversisporales; Gigasporaceae.